GGUGCAGGAUGAUGAUCCUCUCACUAACACGGAUGUUUUUCCUAGCAGAGUGGAGAGGAGGCUUGCAGGUUUUGAAGUUGUGUGUGUGUGUGAGAAAGAGAGAGAGAGUGAGAGCGUAAGCCUACGUAAGCUGUGAUAAGUUCCACAGGUUGUUUUGCAUCUAAAGAAGCUUCCACUGAGGAAAGUCAGGCCUGUGUGGUGCAGGAGACACCAAGGUACCCCGGGAGCUCCUCCCUGUCCCCUCCCGCCAGGGCAGGGCCUCAUGGGGACGUGUCACCGCCUAGCAGAUGGCUUUACACCUCAAUCCUAUUAGCAACUUUCUGCUGAUGGAGGCCUGUGGUCAGGCAGCUCCUCUAAUCUCCAGUGAACAGACCCCAGCGUCUCACCUUUAUAGACAAGCCUGAGGCUCGCUCGCUGGUCAGGAUGUCUACGGAGAAGAAACCAAAGAAGAAGAAGGCAGAGUCUGUCCCUGCCCAGACCAACGGCACGGACGCCAAGCCGAAGAAGACCAAGAGCAAGAAGAAUGAGGACCUCUCAGGAGACGAAAGUCCUGCUGUUCAGAAUGGCAAGAAGGUAAAGAAAAAGAAACCAGAGAAGGAGAAAGAGGAGGCAGAGAAAGAGAAGCCAGAACCGAAGAAGAAGACAAAAAGCGCUCCAAAGAAGAAGAAAAGUUCGGACACAGACGACGAUGAGGAUGAUGAGGAAGACACACCCCAGAAAAAGACCAAAAAAAAGGCCUCAAAGGAGAAUGACAGCAAGGAGAAAGAGAAGAAGUCCAAAUCUAAAGAUGACAAGGACUCUGAAGGAAAGAGCAAAUCCAAGACUAAAAAGGAGCCGGCGUCCAUGUUCCAGAUAAAUGGAGAUUCAAAGACAGACUCCAAGACCAAAAAAAAAGCAGCUAAAUCGGAGAGCGAUGACAGUGAACCUGAAACGAAGCCGAGCAAGACCAAGAAGAAGACCAACUCCAACCCUGCCUCCAUGUUCCAGGCCGGAGGAGACAAGGAUAAGGGCAAGGACAAGGAGAAGGGCAAGGACAAGGAGAAGGGCAAGGACAAGGACAAGGACAAAGACAAGGACAAAGACAAGAAGACCAAGAAGAAAGCCAAAGCAGAGGAGAGCGAUGACUCUGACUCAGAAGUGACGCAGAAGAAGAAGAAGGGUAAAGGGAAGAAAGGCAAAAAGGAAGAGAGACCUCCCUCUCCUGAUAUCGAGUUUGACAACCUGGAGGAGUUUGUUCUCCAGCCUGCCCAGCAGGGGGUGACCGUCAAAUGCAGGGUGACCCGGGACAAGAGAGGCAUGGACAAGGGCCUGUACCCCACAUACUACCUCCAUCUGGACAACGACAAGAAGGUCUUCCUCCUGGCUGGAAGGAAAAGGAAAAAAAGCACCACAUCCAACUAUGUCAUCUCCAUAGACCCCACGGACCUAUCAAGAGGUGGAGAAAACUUCAUUGGAAAGUUGAGGUCUAACCUCAUGGGGACCAAGUUUACAGUGUUUGACAACGCCCUGAACCCAGACCGAGCCCUGCCAGACAUGUCCAACGCUCGCCAGGAGCUUGCUGCCAUCAUUUACGAAACCAACGUCCUGGGGAUGAAGGGGCCGAGGAGGAUGACGGUGGUGAUACCAGGGAUGAACAAGGACAGCGAGAGAGUUCCCAUCCGACCCCGAACCGACAACGACGGGCUGCUGAUCCGGCACCAGAAUCGGAACCUGGAGAACCUCAUCGAGCUGCGGAACAAGACUCCAGUCUGGAACGAGGAGACGUCGUCCCACGUGCUGAACUUCAACGGCAGAGUCACUCAGGCCUCCAUUAAGAACUUCCAGAUCGUCCACACCAAAGAUGUGGACUACAUCGUGAUGCAGUUUGGUCGCGUUGCCGACGAUGUCUUCACGCUGGACUACAGCUACCCCAUGUGUGCUAUUCAGGCCUUCGCCAUCGCUCUGUCCAGCUUCGAUGGGAAGAUAGCCUGUGAGUAA
Molecule: messenger RNA, 1977 nt
Organism: Hypomesus transpacificus
Lineage: Eukaryota; Metazoa; Chordata; Actinopteri; Osmeriformes; Osmeridae
Product: tubby-related protein 1-like
Exons: 14
Coding region: 424-1977 (517 amino acids)
Biological process (GO): protein localization to cilium
Cellular component (GO): cilium
Molecular function (GO): actin filament binding
Source: RefSeq, a predicted model, not a curated record